AUGAUCUCACAUUUACUGGUGAUUUUGGGUUUUAAUUGGUUUAUUGAUUUAUACCGGAUCACAUUUGACCCGAAACGACCAAUUUGUCAACUCAUUGAAGACAAGGGUCAGGGAGUCAGUGAUAACCAACUACUCGUUACACGCGGCCAACGAUUGGCCAACUGUGGCGAACAUCCCGAACUGCACGGUUCGCUGUGCGAUACGGAUGCCGACUGCGAACAGCGGGCAAUGACACCAAAUGGCCGGCAAACGAGUCGGUGUGUUCGCUCGGAUAUCCCGAUACACUUUGACAACAACGAUACGUGGAGUUGGGUCAACACAUGCGAGAUAUAUGGCUAUUGUCCCGUUGAUAGUCAUUAUCCGCCAUUGAAAGGUUUCCGAGCACUACUAUCGGACACCCAAUACUCUACGCUAUGGAUCGAAAAUUCGGUAUAUUUUCCCGAUACGGGUCAAGUUGUAAGCAAUCAGUUUAAUCGGCCGCACAAUCACUCCGAUCGACUGCUGUGUCACUACAAUCGCUAUAACAAUCCUUUUUGUCCGAUAUUUCUAUUGAAAGAUCUUAUCGAAAAUGCCGACAAUAAUAACGAGUCCUAUAAAAUACUAACUGGUGGUGAUGGUAGUAGUGGCGGCGGAAAUGUUGGCGAUGGUGUUAGCACUGGUGGUGGCAGUAGUGGCGGCGGAAAUGUUAUUUGGAAAAUGGAAAACUUAUGUUAA
Messenger RNA from Oppia nitens, 714 nucleotides. RefSeq names its product P2X purinoceptor 6-like. Gene Ontology annotation, cellular component: nuclear inner membrane. Lineage: Eukaryota; Metazoa; Arthropoda; Arachnida; Sarcoptiformes; Oppiidae. Gene Ontology annotation, molecular function: extracellularly ATP-gated monoatomic cation channel activity. The record is from RefSeq and is a predicted model, not a curated record. The transcript is spliced from 3 exons. Bases 1 to 714 code for a protein of 237 amino acids.